AUGAACGCGGAAUGGGCGAAAUUUGCCUUGGCCAAUGUGACGUGUGAAUAUGAACUAAACAGCCAACAAGCGCCCCAAGACGGUACCACGGUUGGUCGGCGGGUUCGGCGAUCGGAAGAGCUUUUACGGCAAGCGUCGGAAUUUGUAUCGCGCGGAGAAACCUUCCAAAAUGUUAGCCAUAAGUUUGACAUACCAAUCUCCACUAUACGCUUCUACAUGGCACGGAAAGGAAUACUCCCGCGAAGGAAACGAGGCCGAACGGCAAUGUACCCCAGCAGCAUAUCAAAUCGGCACCAACUGGCAACGAUUCCAACGGCUGCUGCUGUCGCUCCAGGAAGCCAAAUUCAUCUGCAACAGUAUCAUCAACAGUUGAAUGAAAACAUGGCCAUUGCGGGCGCUCAAUUUUCGAACCCGAGCACAUCGACCGCAGAAGAGAAAUCUCACCGGAACGGCAGCAACGAGAGUCGAUCACCCUCGCCCUCAGGGCCGCCAUUUCAUUUUGCCAACUAUAAGCUACCCGAUCUACGGUCUAAUUUGCUGUAAAACGUGCGCUUGCUUCAUUUGCUGACCAGUUCGAUGCACGCCGGUUUGCACCCUUGCGUUUACAAAGCUUGUUUUACAUGAAUAUUUGCAUGAACAUUUCCAGACAGUACUGGUUUAUGGUUUACAACAGCUACAUCCGUGAAUAGAAUAUGAUGAUCGAACACAUAUGCCCUGCAGCAUGUGAGGAUCAAUUUAAAAAUAAUGCACAACCUUAUAUCGUGUACAGGUAUAGCGAUACGCUCUGCUUCAUGGAGCCUCUGUCCUUGCUACAGCAAAUAUCGCUUUCUUUACCAGUACCUUGCCACUUACCUCCGCAUACCCAAUGAUCUCAAGUGAGGCGCAACGUGACGCGUGCGAAGAUAAAUAUAUAUCUAUUUACAUGUAUUUAUUUUUGUACCAUCUUGUGAGACGGAAUCUUGCCGGAGACGGAACUAUUAUCAAUAAUCCCCAAACCCCAACCAAUUCGUACGAUGCCACUUUAAUGUACUUUAUCGAAACUUUCAACACUAAGAAAUAUGAUCAUGGAAACGUAAGAAUUUAUGUGAAAAUGUGUCGGUGUUGCGAACGAAUUCCACCAUGCAAAGCCGAAUGCCAAAUGUGUUGAGUAUUAGCUAAUCAUAAGUAUGGUUUACUA
This is a messenger RNA of Anopheles nili, 1177 nucleotides long. RefSeq lists its product as uncharacterized. NCBI's taxonomy places the organism in Eukaryota, Metazoa, Arthropoda, Insecta, Diptera, Culicidae. The transcript is spliced from 3 exons. The record is from RefSeq and is a predicted model, not a curated record. The coding region runs from base 1 to 543 and encodes 180 amino acids.